CAGUGAACUGUACUUCCGUUACUCCCAGUGGAAACGAUUCACAUAUGUAACUUGUAUCUUAUUUACAAUGAGCACUGUCAUGCUGUGUGAUAGAGAACAGCUCAAUGAAACCCUGAAGUCAGUUCGGAUACUUCCCUGCCUGGUGAAAGCCUUGAAAGAGAAGAUAGAAGCAGAAAGAGGAAAAGACAACUUUCCUGUAUCUGGGCAGAAGCUGAUAUACGCUGGAAAGAUCCUGCAGGAUGACACGCCUAUUAAGGACUACAACAUUGAUGAGAAGAAUUUUGUUGUAGUGAUGGUUUCAAAGGCUAAACCUGCAGCUGCCGCCUCGCCUCCGGCCUCAGAAGCACCCAAGCCCCCUGUACAGGACUCUGGCUCCACGUCAACAGCUGUCCCCGCCACAACCCCGGCUUCAGCCCCAGCCCCAACCCCCGCAGCUGUCCCCAUUCCCUCCGAGGAGGCCAAAGAGGAGCCAAGUGCCGCAGCCACAGAACCACAACAACCAGCCAGCUCCAGUGGUGGGGGUCAGGGCUUGGAUGCCUCCUCAGCGCUGGUGACUGGAGCCGAGUACGAGGCUAUGCUCACAGAGAUCAUGUCUAUGGGCUACGAAAGGGAGAGAGUGGUGGCUGCACUACGGUCCAGUUACAACAACCCCCACAGAGCAGUGGAGUACCUUCUCACUGGUAUCCCCAGCAGCCCGGUCCAGGAGAGUAACCCCCCAGCGCCGGCCCCCGCGUCUGGACCCGCAGAGGGAGAGAACCCACUUGCAUUCCUGCGGACCCAGCCCCAGUUCCUGCACAUGAGACAGGCCAUCCAGCAGAACCCUACUCUGCUACCAGCUCUUCUCCAGCAACUAGGGAGAGAGAACCCUGAACUUCUACAGCAAAUCAGUCAGCAUCAGGAGCUGUUCAUCCAGAUGUUGAACGAGCCAGUGGGAGAGGGGGGAGAUGCACCAGAAGUUGGAGAGAUGGGGGCAGCAGGGGAGGAGGGCGCACCUGUCAACUAUAUCCAGGUUACACCUCAGGAGAAGGAAGCCAUCGAAAGGUUAAAAGCAUUGGGUUUCCCCGAGGCUCUGGUGAUCCAGGCUUACUUUGCCUGCGAGAGGAACGAGAACCUGGCAGCCAACUUUCUCCUCAACCAGGGACUGGAAGAUGACUGAGCAGCACUGCCUUCCUGCUCCUCCCUCCUACCCUUCCCCUCUUCAGCUCAGCAUAAAAGACUGCACCCCCAAUUUAUUGUACAGCUACCGACCUCAGCUCGACCCAACCGGAGGGGAGGGGAGGAGAGGGGAGAGCCUGCAGGGGGGGUGCGGGGUGGGAUGGGGAGGGGGCAGAGACGGGGCGGGUUAGGUUACGGCGGGGGUUUUCACGCUUAAAGUACACAAAGUGGAGGUUGUGUGCAGGAAGGUCAGACUUAUCGGAGGUCGGGGUGGAAAAGUGUGGAGGAACGAUGAAAUCCACGUGAAUUCCAAUGGAAUGUGUGGGGUUUGUCUAGGGGAGAUCUAUAAUUUGAUUUUAGACGCGCUUUGUGACAUAAGGGGGGAGGGGGUGGGGGGGGCGAGGGUUUGCGACGAGAGUGCGUGUGUGUGAGUACAUGUCUGUGUGCCUGUGCAGAUGGAUGCGAUACAGUUAAGCUGAAAAAAGUAAUCAAUUUGCAUUCUCUAAAUUUUUGUUAAUGCUGUAGCUGCAUUGUACGGAAGCACAUUGUCCUUACAACAUUAUCAAUGUGUGUAACUGCUUGUAUGUACCUCUGUAUAGCCUCAUGUACGUACGUCCAAGAAUGAAAAUUGACAGAGAUAGACUGGACCGUGGUGCCCUUUGUAUGUCUGACAUGAUGUUGCUGGGGUCUGUUUGGGGGGUGGGGAAAUGGGAACUAAACUGACAAAUAAGUAUCUGGUUAUUCUGUUCACUUUGCACCACCCUCAUUUGUCCUUCUACAGCCAAUCAGAGUCCCUACAAAAUGCUGUGCCUGCCAGUUUAGCUCACUCAAAUGUGGAACUAUUUAGUUUAUGCUGAUAGCUUUUGGUGCUAAUUAACACUAUCCUUAAAUAUCUUCUGUGCAACUCAACAUCAGAUUCUCCAAGAUUCUGAUAAUAUAUCUUUAAAGAUCUUCUGCUAUUACGGUUUAGAAAUGCAACAAUAGAGGGAGAAAGUGGAGCAGACACUGGUUACAGUCUCAUUCAGUAAAUUGUCAAUUUUAGUUGUUAGUAGGUGCAACUGAUCCGCAUAUAUGGAAAAUAUUUCCCCAGUUUACCUAAAGAGGGUCCUCUUAUCAAGACGGCCCACACUCUUAACUGUACGUCUUUUUAGUUUGCCAGGAUUUGACCCACAGUAUGUGGGAAGAAGUUAACCAAAAUGAUUAAAUACCCACACUCUUAAGUUCUUACGUGUUAUAUGCAACUGUAUUUGCAGAUACAUGUGUGCACUGCUUGGCGAGGUCUAAACCAUCUGCAUGGGGUUUUAACGGUGUCACAUGUGAGUCACUCGGAUCAUUCAAUGACUUAUUUUCUUUUUCUUAAGGUCAAUUCUUAACAGGUUCCAAAAGAUGUGUUAAGAAUAAACAACUUUAUACAGUUA
This is a messenger RNA of Sebastes umbrosus (honeycomb rockfish), 2573 nucleotides long. RefSeq names its product RAD23 homolog A, nucleotide excision repair protein a (gene rad23aa). Gene Ontology annotation, biological process: proteasome-mediated ubiquitin-dependent protein catabolic process; nucleotide-excision repair. Gene Ontology annotation, cellular component: cytosol; nucleoplasm. The coding region runs from base 68 to 1156 and encodes 362 amino acids. The record is from RefSeq and is a predicted model, not a curated record. Gene Ontology annotation, molecular function: damaged DNA binding; ubiquitin binding; polyubiquitin modification-dependent protein binding. Lineage: Eukaryota; Metazoa; Chordata; Actinopteri; Perciformes; Sebastidae. The transcript has 9 exons.